AUGGAGAAUACUAAUGCAAAAUUACGAACCAUUUUGUCUAGAGAAAAGUUCAAAGUGCAUCUUAGUGUUAUGUUCUCUUAUAGAGAACAGGGAGCAGAAACGACGACGUUUGGUCCAAGGGAGAGUAAGAAAGCAACGACUUGUAGUAAUGUUGGUAGGUUGAAUUGCAAUGUUAGCUACACUACUUUCGCUGACCCUGCUCUUGGGAGUCAGGGGACUGAUCACAAAGAGUACUCAUCAAUGCUUCACAAAGCGUUGAAAGGCGUGAUGUUGAUGGAAACGUUUCCAAAGACAAACGUUGAUGUUUUUGCGCUGGUUCUUGAAUCUGGAGGCAGUGACCUCCCCGUUGUGAUAUCAUGUGCCAGUCUUGCUCUUGCAGAUAUAGGGAUUAUGAUGUAUCACAGCUGUUUCAGUGGUAAAAGCCUUAUGAUUGACCCGGUAACAGAAAUGGAACGAUGUGAAGAUGGAAGCUUGAUGAUGACAUGCAUGCCAACUCAUUAUGAAAUCACUCAGCUGACCAUCACUGGCAAUGCAGCUUUGCGUGGAUGCUUGUUCAAAACUUGGAGAGAUUAUGCGGUAUUGUCUGAAACAAGCUGCGUCAGCUUCUGA
This is a messenger RNA of Eruca vesicaria subsp. sativa (arugula), 609 nucleotides long. NCBI's taxonomy places the organism in Eukaryota, Viridiplantae, Streptophyta, Magnoliopsida, Brassicales, Brassicaceae. The record is from the annotation of a GenBank genome assembly.